CACGAGCAAACACCUCGGCGCCUUCAAACGGCCCGUGCCGCCGUCGUGUACGCUCGCACCACCGAGGGCAAGGCGGACACAGUCACUCACAUAUGUGGCAGCUGCUCCCGCUGAUCGGCGUCCUCUUCCUUCUGCUCGCCAACGUGAUCGAGCACGUCUGCUAUCGGCUCAGCUCGCGGCGGGGCACGAUGCAGUCGCGGCUCGAUGAUGGAGUCGCGGCGGCCGAGGAAGACGGCGACGACAGCGACUUUGAGGACGAAAAAGACGCCGCGGGGGCCGCUGGUGCGGCGUCGGCCGAGGCGGUGUCGCGCCAGCUCUUCGUGGCGCGCUGCUGCGGCCUCCUCCUCGCCGGCCUCCUCCUCCUCGGCUCGGCGGCGCACGACGAGGCCAUCGCCUCUGCAGCACAGCUGCCUCCAGCACCUCCCGUGGGCCCGCCGCCUUCUCCGCCACCCGCGCCGCCGCCGCCGCCGCCGCGACCGCCGCCGCCGCCGCCGCCGCCGCCGCCGCUCUGCGCCUCGUGCCUCGCCUCCCCGCUCUCGCCUUGCUUCGAGGACCUCUCCUGCGCCACCAGACGCGGAGCCAUUGGCUGCAACGCGCAAGGCCACCUCACCUGCCGCUUCUGCGGCGAGCCGCCCCUCGUCCCCUGCCCGCUCCUCGGGCCAGCCUCCCCCUCCUCGCCCCCCGAGCCGCCCCUCGCCCCGCCAGACCCGCCCUCACCCUCGCCGCCGCCCUCGCCGCCGCACCCGCCCCCCUUCCCUCCGGUGUGGCCGUGGCCGACUGCAGCCGACCAGUGCCCGCAGCGGCACGGCGCGGCGGGGCCGCGCGGCGACGCGUGGAGCAGCGGCUCGUACCUCGACUGCUGCGGCGGGCUGCGAGUCUCCUUCCGAGACUACCGCUACCUCUGCCACCUCUCGCCGCCCCCCCCGCCGCUCUCGCCGCCGCCUCCUCCUCCGCGCGACGGAGUGCGCUCCUUUUACAUCUACCGCGCCCAGUCGGACGUCGACUACCCGAUCGGCAACCACAACCUCGCCAACCUGCCCGGCGUGCUCAAGUACGUCCACUCCGAGGCGGUCGGCGCGCAUGUGGUCAACGCGCAGUCGUACGACAGCGGCGUGUGCACGCGACACUACGAGAUCUCGCGUAUCCUCCGCUUCCGGCCCACCUCGCUCGACUUCCUCAACCCUCCCCCCUUCGGCGCCGGGUUCGGGCCCUUCGUCGCAUUCGACCGUGGCAGGUGCACCAUCUACGAGUGCGCGACGCAAGCCGACUUUUGGACGGCCCGAGGCGGCUUCUACGUCGGCUGCCAGAAGGCGGAGCAGCUCGGCUACGAGGGCGCCGCCUGGUACUCGCUAGCAGGCAGCUGCCCAGGCGAGGCGUGGGAGCGCAAGGGAGCGGCGUGCAAGCGGCUGCAGCGAGGAGGGGAGUGCGCACACAGCAGGCGACCCGACGGCAGCCCGACAUGCACCUGGCGGCUCCACCCGAUGGGCGAGGUGCGGCUCGACGACCUCUCUCGCAUCUCCGACGGCGGCUACCGGCGCUACCAGGACUACUGCGACGCGGGCCACGCAGAGGUUGGCGAGCUCAACAACGGCCAGCGCCGGUCGCAGGGCGGGGUCUGCUUUUGGGACAAGCCCGGCGACCCCACGGCCAACGCGGAGAGGGUAGCGACGGUGGAGGCCGAGUUUCGGCGGCGGUACCCAGAGUCGCCGGAGCUGCCGGCGACGUACGACUGUCAGUAGGGAGUACGCGGGUGUGCGAUUACGCACGCGUGCAGGCAGUAUUGAGUAUAGGAGCAUCUUGCUUUUUGGUGCUGUGGAGAGAGAGAGAGAGAGCACUUGAUGUGUAACCCAUUCUUGUUGCAUCCUCGACUUCACAGUCCGUUC
Molecule: messenger RNA, 1883 nt
Organism: Emiliania huxleyi CCMP1516
Lineage: Eukaryota; Haptophyta; Isochrysidales; Noelaerhabdaceae
Exons: 9
Coding region: 93-1739 (548 amino acids)
Source: RefSeq, a predicted model, not a curated record